AUGCCCCUUCCUCGUCGUCCCGGCGGUCGUCCCCAUCGUCCUGUUCUUGGCUCCACCUGCGCACUCGGCUUCUUCGUCAAUCUCUUCGCCUGGCUUCAAGUCCUCGGCUCGGUGGUAGUGGGAGCUCAUGGGAGAGCAGUGAAUUGGACGAUUCCGCACAAUUAUCCGACUAUCGCGUAUGUCCCGCUGGGCGGAUGGGCUACGUUGGAGGCUGGGUUUGGAGGGGUGACAUAUAAAUCUACGAAUGCAGAGUUUGCAAGAGCCAGAGUUAUAUUUCGAGGUCAAACACUAUACUACGAGUCACCGCUGUUCUUCUACGAAGCGCACGUUGUGAUCGACAUCGAUGAUACAACCAGCACUGAGCUCAAUCUCACGCAGCCUGACAGCGCAACCUCCGGCCUGCCUCCUGAUACGCCACCAAUUUCGAAGGCGACGUUCCUCGUCGCGGAGAGCUUGGAUCCCAGAAAGGACCAUACAAUCACCCUUCGUAGACCGGAUAGACCGGUGGCGAAUAUCACUAUGGGUACUUUUAUCUACACAACCGACGACAGGCCAGCUCGCGAACCAAACCCUGAAUCAGGCCGCAGCGAUAACCGAAAGCUCGUGAUCCCACUUGCACUCGUAGGGUCCAUCCUCUUCGCGCUCAUCGUCUUCGUACUCCUGUUGUGGGCGGUCAAGUUCCCGCAGUACUGCUGUGCGCCGGCGCGGAGGGUGAUUUGGAAGUUGACACCGUCGAAUAGGGACCACGAGUUGGGCGGUGUUAGGGGGACGGAUUAUCGCGUUAGCUCCAGUGGAGGCAGGAGGAAAAGCUUUGGAGGGUUCGGCGGUAACGGAGGCGCUGGCGGAGGAGGGAGAGGAAUAACAAUGCCGAGAUGGCUGAAAUCGAUCCCCAAUCCUAUCAAGUGGUUCUCGACACCCCCGAUUCAAGACCAUGCCCCGAAUAGGAGAUUCACCAAUUACGACUCGAGUAACCAUGAUGCACAACGAGCGAGGAACUUCGAGAUGGGCUCUACAGGGGGUGAUGGGAAGAGGUCGGGACCUGGGUCUGCCAACGCGAGUGUGGUGCUUCACGACAACGGGCAAGGGAGGGACUCGAGAGCGGGAGUGGGAGUGGGCAGUUACGGCAAUAAUGGUGGAGCCGACCCCAGGGCCUCAGUUGCAAGCCCUGUCCUACAAGCGAGACAAUUGGCGAUCGACCUUCCCUACCUCCAGUAUCUCGACUCACUAGCAUCUCCACCUGGCGAAGGAGACCCUCGAAGAGAUAAUCCUACCAUGAGUCCGCCUUUGAGCACCCGGCACCUCGCGGAACUGAACCACCAGAAUUCGACGUCGACGUCUCUCCGCUCGGAUUUGCUCAAGAACUUUCAGGCGGCUGGUACUGGGAGUGGAAAGGGGAGCAGGAGUGGUGGUGGGAAGAGUAGAGAGGGUGGGGGACAGAGUCGGGAGGGUGGGGAGAACGCCAGCGAAGGUGGAAAGAGCAGCGUCAGACCACAUGCCUUCGGUCGUACACCUACUACCUCUAUGCAGGUGACGGUCACCUCCGGCGUCGACAGGGAAGAAGACACUCUCGUGGGCGAUACGAGUUCGAUCAUCAAGAAGCUGGAGGAGGCGGCUGCCAAGGGAUUUACGUCGGAUAACGGUGGUCCAAGGAUGUUUGGAGACGGUAUGGUAGCGUCACAGCCAGCACCAGUGAAGACGCUCCAGUCGGGUCCUUUGAUGUCGGCGAGCAACAAGUUUAAAAUCUUGCAGAGGAAGCCGCUGCCGCAGCAUCCUGAUGCGACUGGGCCAACAACGGUUAUGGGACCAAGGGAGAACACGUCGGCAAGGCACGGGCAGUCGCAUACAAGGCUACCUGACUCACAGGGCUCGAUGGGUCAUUCGAGCUCGGAGUAUGGGCCUUUAGGGUCGGAUUCUGGGCAUGGGCACUCGACACAACCUACCACCCUGACUUCACAAUCAACGAGCCCUGGUACGGGCGUCCGACCUCUCCCUGUCCUUGCGCCCAAGCCUUCGACUCCAACCCGGAUGCACAGUGUGUCAAUGGAGAAGAUGCAGCAGGAGGCUGUGGCUGAACUCCAGCGGCAACAUCAGCAACUUGAGCAGCAACAGUAUUCCCCUCCAUUUGGGAAUGCGCGGACGAGGAAGGAAUCAUUAGGUGCUGGGAGUGUAGCGAGUGGAAGCGGCAACCAUCGAGGGGCUCCGAGCAGUUAUGGAAUGCCAGCGGCGGACUCGUGGGGUCUGGGCGAAGGCCAUGGACGACACCGGCACAUCUCGAUGGCGCCUUCAACUACGUCCAGCAUCACACUCGCGCCUCCCCCGAAUGAGACGAUGCCGAGUACCUGGAAGGGCAAGGGUGUGGACUACGGAGAUGGAGAUGGGGAGUAUGUCCCGCUCGUUCCUGGGCUACCGAGACCUGGAGCUGGGACGGGGAGAAGGCCGCUGCCACAGGUUCCGCCAAUACCAAGCUCUGGUGAAUCGAAGUCGCCGCAGUUGCCUACUCCACCACCGACAGCUACUGGUCCUCGACCGCCCUUACCUCCACCUCCACCCCCACAGGCACAGGCACAACUACAAUCCCACCCGCCACCGCCACCGGAGGACGACAUGAACGACGACUCGAUGUACACCGAUUACGAAGGGACGUGGCCGCCUUCGCCUUCAACACUGCAGCAUUACUUGAACCAAAGCGAGAAUUCAGCGAUCAUGAAUACCAUCCUUGGUGUUUCUAAUUCGUCGAGUUCGGGUAAUGCAGCUGCUAGAGGCUCGUCGUUAGCUUCAAAACCCUCCGUACGGACUGUCAAUUCCAGCAGUACCAACACCCACCACACGUACCCCUCGACAUCCUCGACAUCCUCCGCCUAUCUACAGCACACGUUCGAGCCAGUAGACGACUUUGGGAGACCGAUUAAACCGCCAUCUGCAAGUUCAAACCCGAGAGCGGCCACGGGGAAGAAACCCUCUUAUGACCCAGUUUGGAGGCCGGAUGGGUUUGGACCGAGGACGGCGGGUGGGAGUGAUGACGGUAUCGCGCGGUACACCACAGGUAGCUCGAGUGGUAAUACGACAGGGAGCUCGAAGAACCGGUCGGCGCCGCAUAAGAGGGUGGAACACCUCAAAGGUGCGACUGGGAUGCGGUCGUUACCUCGUGUUGACGGGCAUGGAUAUACAAAGGUGGAGUCGUAG
Coprinopsis cinerea okayama7#130 is the source of this 3183-nucleotide messenger RNA. RefSeq lists its product as hypothetical. Lineage: Eukaryota; Fungi; Basidiomycota; Agaricomycetes; Agaricales; Psathyrellaceae. The coding region runs from base 1 to 3183 and encodes 1060 amino acids. The record is from RefSeq and is a predicted model, not a curated record. The transcript has 3 exons.